This is a messenger RNA of Tarenaya hassleriana, 1665 nucleotides long. RefSeq names its product tyrosine decarboxylase 1-like. Gene Ontology annotation, molecular function: carboxy-lyase activity; pyridoxal phosphate binding. The coding region runs from base 75 to 1553 and encodes 492 amino acids. NCBI's taxonomy places the organism in Eukaryota, Viridiplantae, Streptophyta, Magnoliopsida, Brassicales, Cleomaceae. The record is from RefSeq and is a predicted model, not a curated record. The transcript is spliced from 13 exons. Gene Ontology annotation, biological process: amino acid metabolic process.
UCGACUGGUCGAAUAGCUACUUGGAGUUGACGGAAGCCACACACGAGGUCCUGAGAACGAAAAGACGACGCGAAAUGGAAAAUGGUGGUAGCGAGUUGAAGCCGAUGGAUUCGGAGCAGCUGAGAGAGUGCGGGCAUAGAAUGGUCGAUUUCAUCGCUGAUUAUUACAGAACCAUCGAGAACUUCCCUGUUCUGAGCCAAGUUCAGCCUGAUUAUCUUCGUAACCUUUUGCCGGAUUCUGCGCCUGACCAACCCGAGAAUUUGGAAGAAGUCCUUAGUGAUGUUCAGGAGAAGAUACUUCCUGGAUUAACACAUUGGCAAAGCCCGAAUUACUUUGCAUAUUAUCCUUCUAACAGCAGCAUUGCCGGGUUCUUGGGCGAGAUGCUCAGUGCUGGUCUCAACAUCGUUGGUUUUAGCUGGAUUACUUCUCCAGCUGCCACAGAGCUCGAAAUGAUUGUUCUAGAUUGGCUUUCCCAAUUGCUCAACCUACCGGAGCAGUUCCUUUCGAAAGGAAAUGGAGGUGGAGUGAUACAAGGGACAGCUAGCGAAGCUGUUCUAGUUGUCCUAAUUGCUGCCCGUGACAAGGUUUUGAGAAAGGUAGGGAAAGAUGCUCUGGAGAAGCUCGUAGUGUAUGCAUCGGACCAAACACAUUCCUCCCUGCAGAAGGCCUGCCAGAUAAGUGCAAUCCGUCCGGAGAAUUGCAGAUUGCUGAAAACUGAUGCGUCAACGAAUUAUGCACUCUCCCCAGAAUCACUUCAAGCAGCAAUUUCACAUGAUCUUGCUUCAGGAUUGAUUCCAUUCUUCAUAUGUGCUAGUGUAGGUACCACUUCUUCAACUGCAGUCGAUCCAUUACCUGCCUUGGGAAGGAUCGCUAAGGACAACGAGAUGUGGUUUCAUGUGGAUGCUGCAUAUGCUGGAAGUGCCUGCAUAUGUCCAGAGUACAGGCAAUAUAUUGAUGGAAUUGAAGAAGCGGAUUCCUUUAACAUGAAUGCUCACAAAUGGUUUCUCACGAAUUUCGAUUGUUCGUUACUUUGGGUGAAGGACCGGAAUUCUCUCAUUCAGGCUCUUUCAACGAAUCCCGAGUUUCUUAAAAACAAGGCCUCCCAGGCAAACUUGGUCGUGGACUACAAAGAUUGGCAAAUCCCUCUGGGGAGAAGAUUCAGAUCAUUGAAACUGUGGAUGGUUAUGCGGCUCUAUGGAUCCGAAAAAUUGCAAUGCUAUAUAAGAAACCACAUCAAUCUGGCUAAACAUUUCGAGGAGCUUGUAUCUGGAGAUUCUCGUUUCGAGAUCGUUACUCCUCGGAUAUUUUCACUUGUAUGCUUUCGACUUAAACCUGUCGACAACGACGAAGACAAGUGUAAAAAACAGAAUCAUGAGCUACUAGAUGCCGUGAAUUCGACCGGGAAAAUGUUCAUUUCUCACACUGUUCUGUCGGGAAAAUUCGUGCUACGUUUUGCGGUAGGAGCGCCGUUAACGGAGGAGAAACACGUGAAGGAGGCAUGGAACAAUAUUCAGGAACAGGCCUCCAAAUUGCUUGGCGUCCACGCAGGAUAAAUGAAAGUUUUCUUAUUCAUGAAACCAACCUUAUAAUCGAAUGUAUCGAUACUUGGAAUAAGACACGUGCUUUUCAUCAAUAUGAUCGAUUGUCUUCGAACGUGAUUCAUGC